AGAUCUGACUUGCCUGGGUAUGAGCCUGAGGUUCUAGACUGGAACCCAAGUCUCCUGCCGUGCUGUUCCACUGUCUUGGGAGCCUGGGCAUGAAAAAGCAGAACGGAAGUGGAACAUAAGAACCCACUGAUGUCAUACAACAUGCAAUCACCAUUCCGAAUGGACCGAGGUAAAGCAUGAGUCAACAUCAGGGAGCUGCCUCAGGUACAAGCAGCUGCAGGAAUGGAGUUCCGGCAGAUAGAUACCAAGUUUAAGGCCCAGCAGUACCUGAACAGCAGCCAGCCAGCAAAAACUAAAGGCACACCUUUGCUCUACAAGCGGCAUCUACAAAAUAAACGGACCCCUCAGACCAGACAGCGCAGCACAUCUCCGCUUUUCCCAGACAUUCAUUCUGGAGUGCACAGUCGGGCAACUGAGAGCCGACUGCCACUGACUGUGAAUGUGGACAGCCCUGGGCCAGCGGCAUACCCGCCCCCCAGUGUCAACUGCAGGGAGACCACUGCUCCAUCCUACACCUUUGGAUGGAAGACACCUUCUAAAGAGGGCGGAGGGCGCCGUUCCUGGCAGAAAACCUGGUUCCAGAGCAAGAACCCUUUCACCAUGAAAGCCGAUUUUAACCGUGAGACAAAUUGGCCGUCUCCAUUCCACUAUGGCCCAUCCACAGACUCCAAACCAGCCAACAGGCCAAGCAAUCCUGGCUUUACCUUUGGACAGAAAGGGGUCUUCUCCCUUGCCAGCAAAGAUGCUGUAAACAAACCAGCACCCAACAAGUACAACACUGUGCACAGCUAUGAGCACGUGCUACAAAGAUCUCCAUCCUUCGUCAUCAGUCCUGCACCACAACACCCAUACAGAUGGGCAAGCAAAGAGGGCACACCAGGGCCUGGCACUUAUAAUGUAGAGCAUGGGCACACUGCCCGCUUACCCAGCUCACCAAGCUUCUUCAUCCAAGGUGUGAGGAGACCCAAGAAGCAUGAAACAGGGCCAUUUUCCACACUGUGACUCUGUGUGACGUGACUCUCCAAUAUAGCGUCAAAGGCAGCUCACGUAAUGAAUACAGCCUGGAAUUUAUUAAAAAUGGAGCACCUGCGCUUCUUUUUAGUCAGCUG
This is a messenger RNA of Eublepharis macularius, 1109 nucleotides long. RefSeq names its product sperm-tail PG-rich repeat containing 3 (gene STPG3). Lineage: Eukaryota; Metazoa; Chordata; Lepidosauria; Squamata; Eublepharidae. Bases 223 to 1002 code for a protein of 259 amino acids. The transcript is spliced from 8 exons. The record is from RefSeq and is a predicted model, not a curated record.